AUGGAAAAACCAAAACGAACAAAUCGUCGGGUAAAUUUGUCUAAAAACUAUCGUUUAGUUGUCAAGUAUUUUAUUCCUUUGGGAAAUGAAAAGAUACCUGUUUGUGAAAAAGCAUUUUCUGAUAUAACAUGUAUGACUAGAAGAAGAUUAAAUAUAUUGUCAAAUGGUUUCAGAAAAACACAUUCAAGUCCAAAAGAAAAAAUAGGUGGUGCUCGUAUCACACCAAUGGAUACAUCUACAACUGUAUCCAUUACUAAUCACAUUCAGCAAUUUAAGGCCAAAAAAAGUCACUAUUCUCGUAAAGAUUCAGAUCAAUGUUACUUGCAGCCAAAUCUUUCCCUUAAUAAAAUGUAUCUUCUUUAG
Messenger RNA from Macrosiphum euphorbiae (potato aphid), 363 nucleotides. NCBI's taxonomy places the organism in Eukaryota, Metazoa, Arthropoda, Insecta, Hemiptera, Aphididae. The record is from the annotation of a GenBank genome assembly.